AUGAUGGCACACCCGGUGCCUCAUCACACGACGGACAAGAAGCGCGUCAAGGUCUACGAACUCCGUAACAAUGACUGGUUUGAUCGCGGCACCGGCUUCUGCACCGCCCAGUUCGUCCCCGUCCAGGAGAACCAGCCAAAGGAGCCCCGCGUUAUCGUCGAAUCCGAAGACCACCCCGACCGCCUUCUACUCGAGACCAAGAUCGUCAAAGAUGAUGGCUUCCAGAAACAACAAGGCGCAUACCCUAAUUGUAUGGACCGAGAACAAUGUGGAUAUGGCCUUGAGCUUCCAGGAAGCCGAGGGAAAUUUAUUGACGGCGUUCAACAAACCUUUCACAAUGUCCUGGGCGGCGCCGACGACAGUCUCUCCGAGGAUCUUACUAUGGAUAUGUCAACCUCGACUUUCACGCUGCCCCCGGCUGAUUUGGCGAACCUACCCGACCUCGAGAAUGUUAUGCGCCAGAUGUCCAAUACGGCUAAUGGGCGCGAGAUGCUGGUCAAGUCCAUCAUGGAGGCCGACAUCUUGCCAUCAUUGGGCAACCUAGUCGAUAUGGCGGAAGAUCUUGAGAGCCUCGACGACCUAUUCCGUCUUUGCAACAUGACCAAGACGAUGCUCCUCCUGAACGACACUGCAAUCAUUGAAAAGGCUGUCUCUGAUGAAUGUGUCCUCGGUGUGGUGGGUGCCCUCGAAUACGAUCCCGACUUCCCGAAGCACAAAGCGAAUCACCGGCAGUGGUUGAGCAACCAGACCCGUUUCAAGGAGGUGGUUAAGAUUGAGGACGAUACAAUUCGGCGCAAGAUUCAACAGACCUUCCGCUUGCUGUAUCUCAAGGAUGUGGUUCUGGCCCGAAUUCUAGAUGACCCGACCUUCUCCGUCCUCAACUCCCUUAUCUUCUUCAACCAGGUGGAUAUCAUCAACCAUAUCCAAACUAACGGCGGGUUCCUGAACGACCUCUUCUCCAUAUUCGCGGACCCCUCUGCGCAACAUCUGCGCAAAAAGCAGGCCGUUACUUUCCUCCACGAUUGCUGUGCCAUCGCCAAGAACCUUCAACCGCCAGCAAGACAAAAUCUGUAUACCAACUUCCUUGGUCAUGGUCUUAUUCGUGUCAUUAAUUUCGGCUUGUGUGACCACGACGUCACUGUAAGAGUACAUGCUACUGACAUCCUCGUCGCCAUGAUUGAUCACGAUCCCCAGAUGGUCCGACAUACGAUUUACCGACAGCUGCAAGAACGUCAGAAGCCACUCACCGAUGUAAUCAUCGACCUUUUGUUGGUUGAGGUUGAUCUCGGCGUCAAGUCGCAAAUGCAGGAUGCCCUUCGAAUUCUGCUUGAUGUGGCGCCGAUCAUGCCGCCAGAUGCAAGAGAGUACCCUCCCAACCAGCAGGGGCAGCGAGUGAGACAGCUUCACAGCACCGACCCGCAGCAAGAACUUCUGAUACAGCACUUCUAUGAGACCUCAGCCGCCAGGCUUUUUAAGCCACUGCUCGAACUCGAAGGGCAGACAGAGUUAAAGUUUCAACCCAUGCAGGAAUACAUUUUCGGCUAUCUGAACGAUAUUCUUUGCUCCUUCAUCCGACAACAUCAGCAUAGGGCCAAGUACUUCCUCAUCACCCACAACCUGGCACAGCGCUUCGUUCAGUUGCUUUCAUGCAAGCAAAAGCAUCUGCAGCUCGUGGCCAUACGAUUUAUCAAGCAACUUGUAUUGAUGAACGACGAAUUUUACAUGAAGCAUAUUGCCGAGAAGCAAAUCCUCGGCCCUAUCCUCGACGUGCUUUUACGAGCAAUCACCCGCGACAACCUGCUUUGUUCGGCUUGCCUCGAUCUUUUCGUCCUCAUUAAUAAGGAGAAUGUCAAGGACCUGAUCAAGCACCUCGUGGAAAACUACCGUGAAAAGAUCAUGGCGCUGUCGCACAUGGAUACUUUCCGCGAAAUGGUCAGCAGGUACGACCAGACAGAAGGCUACACGACCAACCCGGAGUACUUCAUGGAUGAAGACGAAGACGAGGGACCAACUGCGGCCGAGAGCGAGAGGAGACCGGCGAGGCCGACUGCCGGUCUGAUGGAGGAACAACUCACCGUCGACCAGGCUCAAGAGGAAUACUGGAACAGUGUAUCGGACGAAGAGGACGAAGGGCCGCAGAACGGCCCUCAUCGUACCAACGGCACCGCCACUACUCUUCCUUUGCUGAAGCCCUUGGUCGAAUACGGCUCGGACGAGGAAGACGGCGUGGCGGGUGAUGAGGCAGCUGCCCAAGAGAAGAAGGACGAUGAAGACAGCGGCGCAAAGGAAAACGGCGAAUCACCAGUAACACCAACAAAAGGUGGACCGGCCGCCGCUGCAGCUGCCGCCGUUGUCGCGACGCCGCCGGAGAGGAUAUCUGAGAAGCGGCGCCGUGAAGCAGACGAGGACGACGAUGUGUUCGACAAGCUGCUACACUCCAAGCGCCGAGGGAGCAAUGCCAGUGCCGCGAGCGCCGGUGCAGACAUUCGCAAGAAGAUGGGAAUCUCUGGGGAUGAUGGUUCUGUUGCUGCCGUCGGUUCCGCUGAUGUUGCCGCGGAGGAAAACGGCACCUCGGAAACUCCAGCUCCCGACGCCGCCGCCGCCGCCGCCGCCGCCGCCGCUCCUGCUGCUACUACUUCAAGUCUAAGCACACCAAAGAAGAUUGCCUUCAACAUCUCUUCCAAAGUAAAGAGCAUGCUUGGUGGUGGGAAACCUUCAGAGCCAGAACCUGAGUCGACGGCCAGCGCAGAUGAGAAGGCGAAAGAAACAACAACAACAACAGGUGCUACUACUGCACUAGGAAAAGAAAAUGUAAGGAUAACAGAGGAAGGGGAUGACAAUAAGACUUCAAAGUCAGUAGUAGAAGAAGAAGAAGAAGAUCCAGACGCAAUGAAAGACUAG
Molecule: messenger RNA, 2901 nt
Organism: Neurospora tetraspora
Lineage: Eukaryota; Fungi; Ascomycota; Sordariomycetes; Sordariales; Sordariaceae
Product: component of IIS longevity pathway SMK-1-domain-containing protein
Exons: 4
Coding region: 1-2901 (966 amino acids)
Biological process (GO): DNA damage response; protein dephosphorylation
Cellular component (GO): protein phosphatase 4 complex; nucleoplasm
Molecular function (GO): protein phosphatase activator activity
Source: RefSeq, a predicted model, not a curated record